AUGCCCCUUGCAUGGCGGACAAGGGCUGUCAAGUAUGAAGGCCCCAACUGGUAUUUCCUUUGGCCAUCCAUCUGCAGUGCCUGUCAAGACCUUGCAAGAGACCAUGCAACGUUAUGCUCUGCCCAAGCUAUCUCAAGGGACCUCGAAGCGAUCAAGAAAGACGUCGCAAUGCAUUUUUACAUCACGGGCACCUCGUUCCAUCGUGUUAGCCAGUUUCACCUGAAGCGGGCCAUCCAACGGGCAAGGCCGGACAUUGUGCUUCCAAACCGUUUGGCCAACAAGUACCAUGAAGUCAACCAAGCAACAGAUCGUCGACUGGGCGCGCCGGAUACCCAGGACCAAGUGGGGGGGAAUGACGUGCCACGUUACCCGAAUGGAUAUCCAUUCGAGCACCUUGUCAACUUCGUGGACAGCUGUAAAGACGUAGUUCGGAUCAUCCGCAACAAUGGGCGGUUGAAGUCGGCGCUGUCAAGUCUCCAAAAGGCCAACCAUCUCGGUCGCCUAGUGAUGCCUGCACCGACCCGGUGGUGCACACUGCAGCCGUGCUUAGUUUCGCUCCACGAGUCAGAGUCAUUGCUCCAUGACUUGGUCAGUGCCCGGGAUUUCAUUACCGGCUCCGGGGAUCAACGGCUGCGGCGGAUGGUUCUCAACGAGACAGUAACGGCUGUUGACGUUGUUUCAAAGCUGGAGCACUGCAUUUCUAUCUUGUCACCCAUCGACAAAUGGAUCAAGAUCUUUCAAAGUGACCGCGUACCGGUGUCAGAAGUGUUUGAUGCAUUUGUCCACCAGCUGCCACACGCAAUCGUUAACAUCUGGAGUCUGAACCUCCAUGAGACGAAAUACAUUGUGGUCGCCAUCAAGGCUCGCUGGCAGUUUAUGUACGGCGAUGCGCACGGGGUGGGCUACCUGCUAGACCCGCGGUUUGUGGACAGCGGCUUUGACAGCAUGGAAUUCAAGGAAGAAGAGCUGAAGUCGAAGAAGAAGAUCUUCGCCGAGUUUUGGAUGCUUGAUGGCCAAGCGUGGCCACUCCUACGCGAACUAGCACUUCGCGUUUUCAACCUUGAGGCAUCCAGUGCUGCUUCCGAACGUAACUUCUCCAUGGUUCAUCCAGUCCAAGAAGCGAAAUAG
This is a messenger RNA of Aphanomyces astaci, 1128 nucleotides long. RefSeq lists its product as hypothetical. The coding region runs from base 1 to 1128 and encodes 375 amino acids. The record is from RefSeq and is a predicted model, not a curated record. NCBI's taxonomy places the organism in Eukaryota, Oomycota, Saprolegniomycetes, Saprolegniales, Verrucalvaceae. The transcript has 3 exons.